GCAGCGCGUCAGUCAGCCAUUGAACGUGUCUUGUUGAGGACGUGUAAGAUUUCUUUUGAAGAUUUAUUGAGCUCAAGAGAAUCAGUUAAAAUAAUCAGUAUCCUCAGAAGUGGCACAGUAAAUUUAUAGAGAGGAAAAGAGUUAAUACAUCUUGUGAAUUAGUGUGUGUUCUUACUGCAAGUUCCUUGAAAAACAAAACCUUGCAGAUUUUCUCUGAAUUACCAAAAAAAAAAAGAAGAAAAUUUGGAGAGAUUUCUAAAUUUCUCUCGAAAUGACUUUCUUUUGAUUGCUUGAUAACAUUUAGUAGCCAGUAUGAAGUGUUUGUAAUUUUUGAAAUUGUGCAAAAGGAAGAAAAAAAAGCAAUUUGCUUAUCAAGGAUAGUGUUCUGUGCCGGAAGAUUUAAGUUCCUCUCCCUCCCCCAUGUCAACAAAUCAGGGCUACCAGAAAGUAUCCACGGAAAUACCCAUCAUGGCAGACUCAUCGAGAAUCACAUCCAGGAGCAGUUCACAGCAGCUUAUGCCAGAUUCCGCGAGUGUUUCAGCCUCAUUGGAAUCUGGUGAUCAGGAUAAGCCAGAACCUUCAUAUCAGUACAGUGGCUUGAGGUCAAUUGGGAAGCGGGAGUGGUUCACAGUUUCAGUGCUAUGCUUCGUGAAUCUCAUCAAUUACAUGGACAGAUUCACAAUUGCCGGUGUACUGACGGACAUUCAAGAUCAUUUUGGCAUUAGAGAUGAUCAAGGUGGACUCCUGCAAACGGCAUUUGUGCUAUCGUACAUGAUAUGUGCUCCUAUAUUUGGUUAUUUGGGUGAUCGAUACUCACGACGAUGGAUAAUGGCCCUUGGAGUGGCACUCUGGAGUGCUACGACACUCUUGGGGUCCUUUAUGGAUCAAUAUGGAUGGUUUCUCACAUUUCGUGCUCUCGUUGGCAUCGGCGAAGCCAGUUACAGCACAAUAGCCCCUACAAUAAUUUCAGAUCUCUUCAUAUCUGACAUAAGAUCGAAGAUGCUGGCCUUCUUCUACUUUGCCAUUCCCGUGGGAUCUGGAUUGGGGUAUAUUAUUGGUUCCGAAACUGCAAAGUUGAUGGGAUCAUGGAAAUGGGCUCUGAGGGUGACACCUAUUUUGGGAGCAGUUGCCGUUGUUCUUAUUUGGCUGUUCAAGGAACCACAACGUGGUCAGAGUGAAGGUUCUCAUAAUCUAGUUGUGACGUCAUAUCGUGAAGAUUUGAAGGAUAUCGUCAAAAAUCCAUCCUUUAUGCUGUCAACGGCUGGAUUUACUUGUGUAUCCUUUGUUGCUGGUGCCUUAGCUUGGUGGGGUCCAACAUUCAUGCACUUUGGCAUUCAACUUCAACCAGGAAAUGAAGAUGUUUCACUAUCAAGAGUCUCAUUUAUGUUUGGUGGUGUUGCCCUCAUGUCGGGAGCAAUUGGUGUUCCUUUGGGAUCAUAUUUGUCACAAGUAUUUAAGAAACGUUUUCCAAGAUGUGAUCCCAUUAUUUGUGCCUUAGGAUUGCUAAUAAGUGUACCAUUUGGUGCUGCAGCGAUGAUUGUGGUGUCUUCCAGUACAACGUGGGCUUUUACGCUUAUGUUUUUCGCCGAAUUGGCUUUGAAUCUUAAUUGGGCAAUUGUCGCAGAUAUACUAUUGUAUGUCGUAAUGCCUACAAGACGAUCAACAGCAGAAGCAUUUCAAAUACUUGUAUCCCAUGCACUGGGUGAUGCUGGAAGUCCAUAUUUAGUGGGAGUGAUAUCUGAAGCUGUGAAAUCACUGAGACGCACAGAAAUUGCAACAGCAUUGAAUGAAGAGAUGCUAGAAGUGACUGGGAACAAUAGCACAAUUGUCUUUGAAUCAAUUGAUGAUUCGAAAGAGACGAAAUUUGUUGCUUUGCAAUAUGCGUUGUUUGCAACGUGUGUCGUAGAGGUAUUGGGAGCUGUUUUCUUCCUCAUAACAUCUUUCUACGUUAUGCGUGAUCGUGAGAAAGCAAAAAGAGCAAUUGCUGAUGGGUCAAUUGAAGAAAUUCAGCAUCAAGAUGCAGAUAGAACAAGUAGUAGUAGUUGUAAUUCCUAAGAUUUAUUUAUUGUCGCAUACCUAUUUAGCGGUACCAAGGGACAAGGUAGCCCAAAGUAUAUGAUAAAAACGUAAUGUCUCUAGUGUAAUAAAUACGCAAAUAAGACAGAAAAGACUUUGACUGAAUGAUUAAAUGAGAAUUUUUUUUAUUACGAAUCAGAUAAAUUAUAUCAAUUUUAAAAAAGUUCGCACAAGUUGUCAUGUGCCUCUUUUUUUCUUUUCUUUAAUAAAUCGCGAGCGAAAGUGCUUCACCACGUAAAAGUUUAUUGAUUUUGGAGAGGAUCAAUCUACAAUAUUUUUUUAAAUUAUUAUUUUUAUUUUAAAUUAUUCAUGAAUAAAUUGGCAUUCGAAAUACUUUUUUUGAUGAUUGACAAAGGCGAAAGCUCUUGCAAAAGAAAAUUAAAAAGAAAAAACAUAUUUAAAAAAAAGAAACGAAAUAAUGAAUGAUAACUGAUUAGCAUAAUACUGUAGCUUAGCCUUUUUUUGGAAAAUAUUAUUCUCAUUGCUCAUUUUAUUUACUAAAUUUACUGAUUUUUAGCCGAUGGUCACGAGUAAAAUGAGUGCUGUAUAGAAGGACCAAGACAAAAAUGUCAUUUAAUUAAAGAAUUAUUCCAGCGAAUGAUUGAAGUAAAACUAAAUUAUAUUCUAGUCUUGUUUUACUUUGAAAUAUUGUUUUAAAAUAUUAAAAUGAAAAAAACAGUGAAAGAACAAUAGAGGAUGAAAUAAUUCUGAUAAAGACUGCCUUAUUAGAAUAAAUUGUAAUUAAUAAUUUCGAUUUAGAUAUUGUAUAUUAAAUAGGCAAAUCACAAUAUUUUUAUCAAUUAGAAGACAACCAAAAAAAAAUAAAGAAAGUCUCCUCGAAAUUGUUUCCUUCCCUUUUUUACAUUAUGUUAUUAUAAUAAAAAGAAAAGAAUUAUAGAGAAAAACUAAUAAAUUAUUUUCUAUUGAGAGAAUAUUAAUGGUAAUGGCUUAAUGCGAUUGAACUAAAAGUAGGAGCUUCAUGUUACGAGGCAAUUUUAGUUGAAUAAAAGUAUAUUGAGAUUGAGUAUGAAUGUUUUAUCAAAUACAGAGGAAAAUUUAUUCUGCAAAGAGAAAAAAGAAAAUAUUCAAAUGAGUUUUUCCUGUGUAGUUGUUUGCAAAAAUGAAUAGAAUGUUGAGAUAAUAAAGGACUUUUUGUAUAAAAUCUAA
Molecule: messenger RNA, 3243 nt
Organism: Phlebotomus papatasi
Lineage: Eukaryota; Metazoa; Arthropoda; Insecta; Diptera; Psychodidae
Gene: spin
Product: protein spinster
Exons: 7
Coding region: 421-2055 (544 amino acids)
Biological process (GO): transmembrane transport
Cellular component (GO): membrane
Molecular function (GO): transmembrane transporter activity
Source: RefSeq, a predicted model, not a curated record